AUGGGGAAAGGACGCUUCACAGUUGAGGAGCUUAUUAGAAACAAAAACUUCAGAGUUGGCAAAGGCCUUGGACAUUGCCUAGUUCAGUUCAGGAAGCUGGCUGAGGAGCUUAGGAGCGAGAGACCAACAGCAGCCAAGUAGGGGACAGACGGGAAGAAAAGUGUUGAACAGUGAACAGAAAGACAAAGAGCAGGCAGUUCCAAAGAGCCAAGAAUGCAAAUCACUUGCAGAUGCCGAACAAAGCCAGAGGAGGAGAUCCGGGGAGAGCUGGGGAACAGAGGGGAGCUAAGCGUUCAGCAAGAGUCCACCCUGGACAAGAAGACUGUCACCUGUUGUCCCUCGGGAGCUCAGGCAGCCCUGACGCAAUUGUGGCUCCUGCAGCCCAGGAGGCAUCAGCAUCUCCUGGGAACUCAUUGGAAAUGCAAAUUGUCCAGCAGCCAGUGGGACACCAGCAAGUGGCCUUCACCAGGGCCUCCGGAAAGGCACACCUUGCUCCAUACGCCCCCUCCUCCUGGAGGGGGUGCAGUAGAGAGACGGGCACCUGGAGAAGCAGGAAAUGACAACACCGGGGCUCCCAGCAUCAAAAUCGACUUUCCUUCCUGGUUGGGCUCUCCACAGGGGGAAGCAGGGAUUCGCACCCUGAGCCCCUGGGACCCGGUAUCGCCCCCUUCCUCCCUCCGAUUCUGGAGCAUUUCCAUUGGAGAGUAA
Messenger RNA from Galeopterus variegatus (Sunda flying lemur), 708 nucleotides. RefSeq names its product chromosome unknown open reading frame, human C8orf86. The record is from RefSeq and is a predicted model, not a curated record. Lineage: Eukaryota; Metazoa; Chordata; Mammalia; Dermoptera; Cynocephalidae.